Diabrotica virgifera virgifera (western corn rootworm) is the source of this 570-nucleotide messenger RNA. RefSeq lists its product as uncharacterized. The transcript has a single exon. The record is from RefSeq and is a predicted model, not a curated record. NCBI's taxonomy places the organism in Eukaryota, Metazoa, Arthropoda, Insecta, Coleoptera, Chrysomelidae. The coding region runs from base 1 to 570 and encodes 189 amino acids.
AUGCUUCAGGAUAACAGUGCUUCAGUUGAUCGGAUUUCAGUUAAAAUCCCACCGUUUUGGCCCAACGGUCCUGAAAUUUGGUUCCUGCAAGUGGAAAAUCAAUUUACAUUUGCAAACAUAAAAGGUGACGCAACAAUUAAAAGACUACUUGAGCAUGAAGAACUGGGCGAUCGACGAUCUUCUAAAUUCUUACGACAUUUACAGUCUUUAGCAGGCACAACAGUACCAGAUGAUAUUGUAAGGUCUCUGUGGUUAGGUAGACUGCCAUCGUCUACACAGGCUAUUCUAGCUACUCAAUCUAAAGCUAGUUUGGAUGCAGUUGCCGAGCUAGCUGACACAAUCUCCGAAGUUAUAGCUCCUAGCGUCCAUAUGUCAGAAGUUUCCAACGCGCGUGAAAGUACCAUCGAUAAAUUGACAGCCGAAUUAGCUGAAAUAAAAAUUCAGCUAGCUAGUUUGUCGCAGGCUCAAGCACAAACUAACACAUACCGUCGUAACCGCAGCAACUCAAGAGGCAGACCUUAUCCUAGAGACAGAAGCUACAGCAGGGAACGUAAUAGUGACAUUUAUUGA